UAUUUCUACUCGCCGUGUCCUUUAUAUGGAAAUCAUAGGACAGGGAGCCAUUCCCUUGGCUCGUAUUGACGAGAAUUUGACUCCGCGGGAAGUGGAACAAAAAGCUGCAGAAUUAGCUUAUUUUUUGCGUGUACCUAUUGAAGUAUUUUGAAAAAAAAAAAGAACGCUUUUUUAGGGAAAAACAUUUUUUCGAAAUUUUUGUAUUUUAAAUUUAAAAAAGGGGCAUUCUUUUAUUUUGAAAUUCAACUUCAUUAUGAUAAGUGUUCUUUUUUUGUGUAUUCAUGAAAAGGAAUAAUUCCUUCGAAUCUUAGCAAUUGAUAUCUUCUGAUGAAAGGUUCUUUUUUUGUUCAUUCGAAUUGGGAGUGGAUUCUUUCGCUUUCUUAUUUUAUUAGGUUUCUGUUUUCUUUCUAAAUUAAAGAUUAUUAUCAUAAAGAUUAUUAUCAUAUAGGGUUUGACGAAACGAAUGAGGUGAAGCUGAGUUCAUUAAAGAUACAAAAUGGCAAAAAAGAAAGCAUUAAUUCCCCUUCUAUAUAUUACAUCUAUAGUCUUUUUGCCCUGGUGCAUCUCUUUCAUAUUUACGAAAAGUCUGGAAUCUUGGAUUGUCAACUGGUGUAAUACUAGGCAAUCCGAAAUUUUCUUGAAUCUGAUUCAAGAAAAGAGUAUUCUAAACAAAUUCAUAGAAUUCAAGGAACUGUUCCUAUUGGAUGAAAUGCUAAAGGAAUACCCGGAAACACGUCUACAAAACCUCCGUACCGGAAUUUACAAAGAAACCAUCCAAUUGAUCAAGAAGCACAACGAAGAACAUAUUCAUACUUUUUUGCACUUCUCGACAAAUAUUAUCUAUUUUGUUAUUCUAAGUGGUUAUUCUAUUCUAGGUAAUCAAGAACUAAUUAUUCUGAAUUCUUGGGUUCAAGAAUUCCUAUAUAACUUAAGUGACACAAUAAAAGCUUUUUCUAUUCUUUUAUUAACCGAUUUAUGUAUAGGAUUCCAUUCAACCCACGGUUGGGAACUAAUGAUUGGUUCUGUCUAUCAAGAUUUUGGAUUUGUUCAGAAUGGUCAAAUUAUAUCGGGUCUUGUUUCUACUUUUCCGGUAAUUUUAGAUACCAUUUUUAAAUAUUGGAUUUUCCGUUAUUUAAAUCGCAUAUCUCCCUCCCUUAAAUUUUCAGGAUCAAUGGAUUGGACCAUGCAAACUAGAAAUGCAUUUUCUUGGAUAAAGGAAGAGAUUACUCGAUCUAUUUCCAUAUUGCUCGUGAUAUAUAUAAUAACUCAAGCACCCAUUUCAGGUGCAUAUCCUAUUUUUGCACAGCAGGGUUAUGAAAAUCCGCGAGAAGCAACCGGCCGUAUUGUAUGCGCCAAUUGCCAUUUAGCUAAUAAGCCCGUGGACAUUGAGGUUCCACAAGCGGUACUUCCUGAUACUGUAUUUGAAGCAGUUAUUAGAAUUCCUUAUGAUGUGCAAGUGAAGCAAGUUCUUUCUAAUGGUAAAAAAGGUACUUUGAAUGUGGGGGCUGUUCUUAUUUUACCGGAGGGUUUUGGAUUGGCCCCUCCCGAUCGUAUUUCGCCUGAACUAAAAGAAAAGAUAGGUAAUCUGUCUUUUCAAAGCUAUCGUCCUACCAAAGAAAAUAUUCUUGUGGUAGGCCCUGUUCCUGGUCAGAAAUAUAGUGAAAUCACCUUUCCUAUUCUUUCCCCAGAUCCCAUUACUAAUAGAGAUGUUCACUUCUUAAAAUAUCCUAUAUACGUAGGCGGUAACAGGGGGAGGGGUCAGAUUUAUCCCGACGGGAACAAGAGUAAUAAUAAUGUUUAUAAUGCUACGGCAGCAGGUAUAGUAAACAAAAUUAUAAGGAAAGAAAAAGGGGGGUACGAGAUAACUAUAGUGGAUGCAUCAGAUGGACGUGAAGUAAUUGAUAUUAUACCUCCAGGACCAGAACUUCUUGUUUCAGAGGGCGAAUCUAUUAAACUUGAUCAACCGUUAACGAGUAAUCCUAAUGUGGGUGGGUUUGGUCAGGGGGACGCGGAAAUAGUACUUCAAGAUCCGUUACGUGUCCAAGGUCUCUUAUUCUUCUUCGCAUCCAUUAUUUUGGCACAAAUCUUUUUGGUUCUUAAAAAGAAACAAUUUGAAAAGGUUCAACUGUCCGAAAUGAAUUUCUAGGUCCGCACAUUUAUCAACAUAUUAAGCUCGUAAAAAGAAAUAAAUUUUAGUUUUGAUCAAUUAUGUAAUUCUAUUCUGUAUUCUAUAUAAUACAAAAAUCUUAAAAAGAUCUUUGCUUCUUUUUAGUCUUUUUUUUACCCCCUAUUCAGAAAAUUCUUUGUACUUGGUACUAAACAUAAAAAAAUAGACAGAGAAUAUAAAGAAACACUUCAGAAAUAGGAAUGGGAAAAGAAUAGAAAUGGGGAAAGUGGGAUUCUAGGAAGAAUUUUUUAUCUUUUCCUAGAGUCCGAUUCCUUCUUGCUUGUGUCUAAUGUGUGUAAAUAGAAAUUGUAAAAUUGUACAUAGAAUAAAACUUCCGGAUCCCCUUCCUGAAAGAAUCAUAUUAAAUAUCUUAGCUUAGUUUCUAUUUUCUUCAACUUAGAACCUUUUUGACAUAGAAUAUUUUUUUAUUGCCUAGAAUAGGUAGUGGAGUAGUGGACAAACAAAAAAGAGUGGGGUUUAAUUGACCAAAUACAACUUCUUGGAUUUACUUGUUUAGAAAAAAAAAUAUUUGAAUCAUAAUUCGAUACUAUUCGAGAGAGACUAAAAUAGAGGGAGAGUACGAUUCUAUUAGUAUAGAGGGGGUUUUGUGAAAUUUGCGCCGCCCAGACGAAAUAAAUCAAGUGAUUUCUUUGAUUCCUUCUUUCUUUUACUUUUCUUUCAACUUCCAAAAAAAGUAUUGACAGAUAAUCUCCAGGAAAGGGUGUUUUGAAUCAAUUCAUGAAGUUCACUUUACAAAAACAUAAAAAAAGAAAUGGAAUGUUUUGAAACAUCGGAAAAAGCUAUCCGUUGAGUUAUUUAUACUAAUAAAGAA
Messenger RNA from Gastrolobium bilobum, 2999 nucleotides. RefSeq names its product cytochrome f-like. Gene Ontology annotation, molecular function: electron transfer activity; heme binding; iron ion binding. Lineage: Eukaryota; Viridiplantae; Streptophyta; Magnoliopsida; Fabales; Fabaceae. Bases 497 to 2146 code for a protein of 549 amino acids. Gene Ontology annotation, cellular component: chloroplast; thylakoid membrane. The transcript has 2 exons. Gene Ontology annotation, biological process: photosynthesis. The record is from RefSeq and is a predicted model, not a curated record.